Prunus armeniaca (apricot) is the source of this 435-nucleotide messenger RNA. The record is from the annotation of a GenBank genome assembly. NCBI's taxonomy places the organism in Eukaryota, Viridiplantae, Streptophyta, Magnoliopsida, Rosales, Rosaceae.
AUGGACAACAUUGUAGAUUCUCUAAACAAUGCAUACCAAGAGUUCGUUGUUGCAGCAGCUAAUGUGCUUGAAGCCAAGGAAACUUCUGGCGCCCAGAAAACAGCAGCUACAGAUGCUGCUCUUGAGAAUUUUAAGCAGAAGUGGGAACUUUUCAGAGUCACUUGUGAUCAAGCGGAGGAGUUUGUGGAGUCUGUGAAGCAAAGGAUUGGCUCAGAGUGCCUGGUGGAUGAGGCAACUGGCUUGGUGGCUGGGAAGUCUGGGCAAACCGCAACUGGUCUUCCACCCAUUAGUGCAGUUCGGUUGGAACAGAUGAGUAAAGCUGUUCGAUGGCUUGUCAUAGAACUUCAAAAUGGUUCUGGAACUGCUGCUGGUUCAGCACAUUCUCAUCUGUCAACUCCUUUUGAUAGCAGAUUCUCUGAGGAUUCAGCUCAAUAG